Molecule: messenger RNA, 3038 nt
Organism: Brassica oleracea var. oleracea
Lineage: Eukaryota; Viridiplantae; Streptophyta; Magnoliopsida; Brassicales; Brassicaceae
Product: myb-related protein 3R-1-like
Exons: 12
Coding region: 279-2861 (860 amino acids)
Biological process (GO): regulation of DNA-templated transcription
Cellular component (GO): nucleus
Molecular function (GO): RNA polymerase II cis-regulatory region sequence-specific DNA binding; DNA-binding transcription factor activity, RNA polymerase II-specific
Source: RefSeq, a predicted model, not a curated record
AAUAGCUAACGCCGACCGUUUAGAUUUCUCUCUUUAUCUUCCUUGUCCCAUUUGAUCCCAAAAGUUUUUAAAAUCACUCCUCUCUCAGUUAAUCAGACAGUCUGAAGUGUGUUUUUGCCUCCAAUCUGAGAUUUUUCGUUUGCGAUUUGGGCUUAAUUGGGACCAUUGUGGUCUCCCUAGUUGAGAUCUGAUCGCUUCCGUUUCUGAAGCUCGUCGUCGAGAAGAAAGACAGCGCAUGGGAACUGGGGUUACUAUUUUUGCAUUUUUAUUGAAGAGAUAUGGAAAGUGAGUGUGCAACAACUCCUCCUCCUGAUGGGCUUACUGAAGGGAACCCCUCGAAAUCACGUCAAGGGAGGACUAGUGGCCCAACUAGACGUUCUACUCGAGGUCAAUGGACGGCUGAAGAGGAUGAGAUUUUGAAAAAGGCUGUCCACAAUUUUAAAGGCAAAAACUGGAAGAAGAUAGCUGAAUAUUUCAAGGAUCGAACUGAUGUCCAAUGCCUCCACAGGUGGCAGAAGGUCCUUAAUCCUGAACUUGUUAAAGGGCCGUGGACAAAGGAGGAAGAUGAUAUGAUUGUUCAGUUAAUCCAAAAAUAUGGGCCGAAGAAGUGGUCCACUAUUGCUCGGUAUUUACCUGGCCGUAUUGGAAAGCAAUGUAGAGAGAGGUGGCAUAAUCAUCUCAAUCCUGCCAUAAACAAGGAAGCUUGGACUCAAGAAGAAGAGCUGGUUCUGAUUCGUGCUCAUCAAGUCUACGGUAAUAGAUGGGCAGAGUUAACAAAGUUCUUGCCUGGAAGGUCUGACAAUGGAAUCAAAAACCACUGGCACAGUUCAGUUAAGAAGAAACUAGAUUCCUAUAUGUCCUCUGGCCUUUUGGAUCAGUACCAAGCCAUGCCUCUAGCUCCUUACGAGAGAAGCUCCACGUUACAAUCUAUAGAUGGUAAUGGCUGCGUAAGUGGACAGGCGGGGAAAGAAGUAGAAAACUGUCAGAUUUCAACCCUGGCUAGCUGCUCCAUAUCUGCAAUGGAUUAUCAGAAUGGAAUGAUAAACAUGGAGCAUCACUUUCACCCCUGUGGAAACUCUCACAAGAAUGAGUAUUAUUAUCCGGAACUGGAAGAUAUCUCGGUCUCCAUCUCAGAACUCUCUUAUGAAAUGGAGGACUGUUCACAGUUCCCUGAUCAUAAUGUCUCUAGCCAGGAUUGCCAUUUUGAUUUUCAGGAGCUGUCGGAUAUUUCACUUGAGAUGAGACAUAGUAUGUCAGAGUUACCAAUGCCAUACGCCAAGGAGAGCAAGGAAGCUUCUCUGGGAGGUCCAAACUCCACAUCAAAUACAGAUGUGGCUACUUACACCAACACAGCAAACGUUUCUGAAACAGAAUGUUGCAGGGUUCUUUUCGUUGAUCAAGAGAGUGAAGGGCUCAGUGUUUCUAGAUCUUCUACUCAAGAACCAAACGAGGUUUCUUCAACAAAAUCUCCUAUGCAGACCUCUUCUUCAAAGUCUAUUGCAACAGCUGCUUCAGGCAAAGAAACUCUCCGGCCGGCUCCUUUGAUCAUAUCACCUGAUAAGUAUUCCAAGAAGUCAUCUGGAUUGAUAUGUCAUCCUUUUGAGGCAGAACCAAACUCCAGGACAAAUGAAAAUGGUGGCUUCAUAUGCAUUGAUGGUCCAUCAUCAGCGCCUAAUAACUCCAGCGAAGAAGAUCAAUCAUAUCAUUUGAAUGAUUCCAAGAAGUUGGUUCCAGUGAACGACUUUACUUCUCUAACAGAAGUUAAGCCACACUCUCUUCCUAAGCAUGAGCCAAUGGAGCAGCAUCAUGAGGAUACGGAAGCAUCAUCAUCAAGUCUCUCUUUUCCAAGCUUGGACCUACCUGUCUUCAACAGCGAUCUCUUACAGUCCAAAAACGAUCCGUUGCACGACUAUAGCCCUCUUGGCAUACGCAAGCUGCUGAUGUCCACCAUGACGUGCAUGAGUCCCCUUCGGCUGUGGGAAUCUCCCACUGGUAAAAAGACGUUGGUCGGUGCGAAGUCAAUCCUGAGGAAACGCACACGUGAUCUCCUGACGCCGCUGUCUGAGAAGAGAAGUGAUAAAAAGCUUGAGAUUGAUAUAGCAGCCAGUCUUUCAAAAGAUUUUUCACGUCUGGAUGUGAUGUUUGAUGAGAUUGAGAGUCGAGAAGAUUCAAUGUCUCUUGAAAAACCAGAGCAAUCUUGCUUGGAUGCAAGUGUCAAGGAGAAGGGUGUUGAAAAUGUCGAAAGUUUAUCUGGUGUUCUUUCUGAGAACAAUAAUACCAACAAGCAAGUACUGUCUCCUCCUUCUCAAUCAGUAACCAAAACAGAGAAAGCACAGGUUUCAACACCAAGAAAUCAUUUACAUUCUUCUGCAAGUCUUUGUUUGGUAAUAAAUUCGCCUUCUCGCGCGAGAAACACCGAGGGUCAUCAUGUUGACAACGAGACACGCAAUGAGAAUUUCAGCAUUUUCUGUGGAACUCCAUUCAGGAGAGGUCUUGAAUCUCCCUCGGCGUGGAAAUCACCGUUUUACGUAAACUCUCUCUUGCACAGCCCAAGGUUUGACACAGAUAUAACUAUCGAGGACAUGGGCUACAUUUUCAGCCCUGGGGAGAGAAGCUACGGGAGCAUAGGACUUAUGACACAGAGAAAUGAGCUUACGAGUGCGUUUGCAGCAUUCGAUGCCAUGGAGGUCUCACUUUCAGCAAGUAACUAUGAUGAUGCAAGGAAGAUGAAGGAAUUGGAUAAAGAGAAUAAUGAUCCUCUUCUCGCGGAGCGUCGAGUGCUGGACUUCAACGAUUGCGAGUCUCCCACCAAAGUAACAGAAGAAGCCUCAUCCUCUUACCUCUUGAAAGGAUGUAGGUAAAAAGGCCAGGAACCUCGAUACAUAAUAUUCAUUGCACGUAUAUGCAUCUUCUAUAAACAGACUCUGUCCCCUGGUUGGAUCAAAUUCUCUGUUUCUUCUUCUUUUAAUGGAUCAGCUUGAAUGAAUUUAUGUAGAUACUGUGUAUUCAAUAUAAUAUAGUAUAUACAUCCCUCAUAA